This is a messenger RNA of Phasianus colchicus (ring-necked pheasant), 1397 nucleotides long. The record is from RefSeq and is a predicted model, not a curated record. NCBI's taxonomy places the organism in Eukaryota, Metazoa, Chordata, Aves, Galliformes, Phasianidae.
UAACAGCGGGGAAAGAAGGGGGGGGAGGGGGCGGUCCCGCUCGGCGCCCACCCUCCCCCUCCCCCUCUCUCAUAGGGUACAAUGGUUCGGCCCGAGGGGGGGGGCGGGGCGCGGCCGCCAUUUUGCGCGCGGCGGCGGCGGCGGCGGAGGAGCGGAGCGGGAGGAGGAAGGGAACGGUGGGGGGGGGGAGGUGGGGAGGUGACGGGCGAGCGGCGCGGCCAAUCGGAGCGCGGCGGGGGCGGGGCCUGAGCCAAUCGGAGCGCGGCGUGGGGCGCGGAGCCCCGCCCAUCCCGGCCCGGCGGCCGCCAUGGACGCGGGAGGAUGGAGCAGCUUCAUCUUCCAGCCGGCCCCGCCCCCCGCGGUGGCCCCGCCCCCCGACGCCCUCCCCCCAUCGGAGCUGCUCCCCCCGCUGCUUCCCGACCCCUCCCCCGCCACCGCCGCCGCUUCCACCGUCGAUCCGGGAGCUUUAAAACCCGCUCCUCCCCUACCGGAAGCACCCGUUGCUCCACCGGAAGUCCCCCUUUCUCAAGCGCCGGAAGCGACCCCUCCGACCCGGAAGUCCAAAAGCAAAGGGCCGUACGUCUGCGCUCAGUGCGCCAAGGAAUUCAAGAACGGUUACAACCUGCGGCGCCACCAGGCCACGCACGGCGCCAGACCUCCCGCCCUCAUGGGGGCGCUGUCGCAAGGCUCCAACGCCGCCGCAUCCGCCGCCGUCUCGUUGCUCCCGGACGGCAGCGCCGCUUCCAGUCCUCCCAUCCUCAUGGGGGCGCUGUCGGACGGCACGACCGGAAGCGGCGCCGGAAGUGCCCGCAAAAGGAAGAGCCACGCUUGCGAAGCUUGCGGGAAAGCUUUCCGUGACGUUUAUCACCUGCGGAGGCACCGUUUGGCCCAUUCGGACGAGCGGCCGUUCCAGUGCCCCGUGUGUCAGCAGCGAUUCAAGCGGAAGGACCGCAUGGGGCACCACCUGCGCGGACAUCAGGGCGCCGUGCACCGCCCCUACGCCUGUGCGCACUGCCCCAAGGCCUUCUCGCGGUCAGUCUCUAUGAUCCCUGCCCUCUUUUGGCCGCUCUGACACUCAGUCUCUAUGAUCCCUGCCCCCUUUUUGCCCUUCUGGCACUCAGUCUCUAUGAUCCCUGCCCUCUUUUGGCCGCUCUGUCACUCGGUCUCUAUGAUCUCUGCCCUCCUUUGUCUCUUUCACACUCAGUCUCUAUGAUCCCUGUCCUCUUUUGGCCGUUCUGGCGCUCGGUCUCUAUGAUCCCUGCCCUCCUUUGUCCCUUUCACACACAGUCUCUAUGAUCCCUGCCCUCUUUUGGCCCCUCUGGCACUCAGUCUCUAUGAUCCCUGCCCUCUUUUGGCUUUUCUCACAUUCAGUCUCUAUGAUCCCUGCCCUCUUUUGG